GUUAGUUGUAUAGAAAGUUGUUUUGUUUUGCGGGUUGAACAGAGUGUGAGCUAAUUAAGUUGGAGCAAUGACAAAGGUAUACCCAAACGCAGCCCGUGCAUGUGUCACGUGGGAGAGGCAAAAGGCAUCCACAGAUGGCGUGGUCCUUACAGUGUGGAACAAGUCUCUGUUACCAAACUGCAAUGGAUUCACCGUCUUCGAUAGCCAUGGGAAUCUGGUUUUUAGGGUUGAUAACUAUAUUGCAGCAAAUAAGGAUGAGAUACUUCUCAUGGACGCUGCCGGCAUACCUCUCCUCACCAUCCGCCGCAAGAUUCAGAGGUUGAGUUUGGUAGACAAUUGGCUUGUCUUUGAAGGAGAGGGAGAGGCCGAGGCCUCCAUCAAACCCCUUUUUAGAGCGAGGAAGCACGUCAACAUCCUCAACACCAAGUGUUUGGCACACGUGCUCAGCGACGAUGAUCAUAAGAAAAAUGGAAUAGCGUAUGAGAUCGAGGGGUCAUACGCAAAACGUUGUUGCACGUUUUACGACAAUAAGAGGAGAAAGGUUGCAGAGAUAAAGAGGAAAGAGGCUGCUGUGGCAGGAGGGGUAGCUUUUGGUGCAGAUGUUUUCCGUCUGAUCAUAGAGCCUGACAUGGACACCACUCUCGCUAUGGCCUUUGUCAUCCUCCUUGAUCAGAUGUUUGGAUCAGGAUCUUCCUCUCGUUGACUGAUUAAUCCUCAUCAAUCAAUAUAUAGCUUUUCAGUUUCUUCGCUUUCUGUGUUUUCGGUUAAGGUCAAAUCCAUGCAACAGAUCAUGAGCAAACAACAAUAUGCAGCAGCUAAAAUCAUUGAGCUUGGUUUUUUCAUUUUAUAUAAAAUUCCAAGCACCAAUCGAGGAUGUAAAUACAUACUCUUUAUUAUAAAAUGAAAUAUAGAAGAAUAAAGAAAAGAUAUGUAUAUUGAUUUCUUCCUGUUAUGAAAUCAAAGCUAGUGGAUGACUUUUUUAUUUUAUUUCUCAUCACUUAAUUGUUUUAAGUUAUUUGGGUUGAAAUAAUUUUUUAGCUAGUAUCAUUAUUUU
Gastrolobium bilobum is the source of this 1054-nucleotide messenger RNA. RefSeq names its product protein LURP-one-related 8-like. Bases 68 to 703 code for a protein of 211 amino acids. The record is from RefSeq and is a predicted model, not a curated record. The transcript has 2 exons. Lineage: Eukaryota; Viridiplantae; Streptophyta; Magnoliopsida; Fabales; Fabaceae.